This is a messenger RNA of Pyricularia oryzae 70-15, 423 nucleotides long. RefSeq lists its product as uncharacterized. NCBI's taxonomy places the organism in Eukaryota, Fungi, Ascomycota, Sordariomycetes, Magnaporthales, Pyriculariaceae. The record is from RefSeq and is a predicted model, not a curated record. The coding region runs from base 1 to 423 and encodes 140 amino acids. The transcript is spliced from 7 exons.
AUGGCAGACGGCGGAGACGUGGAUCUCGGCGGAUCUGCAGGCCCCCAGGCUUGGAAAGCAUCUUUCGCCAAGGGCAAGCCUUCUGUGACGCAAAGGGACGGAGUAACUUCCAAAUUUGGCCCAACUGUUGGCAGUGGUUUGUGGGAAGGUGGUAGGUACGGAAAGCCGAAGGCCGCGUAUGGAAUGCCGGCCAAACAAAAAUACCUUAUGUCAGAAUCAAUCGCUACUCGCGCCUCCCUCGCCUGCAUACAUUUGCCCCCCCACGGGCAAGCCUGCUUUGCACCUUGUUUAACCGUUCUCUUUCGCCUGUACGAAAAUGGGUUUGCCAGAGUGCAUGCGGAGCCGCCGUGUCACACCCUCAAAGAAGGUUUUUGUCAUGGUCUCCAGCUCCCGUCUGUCAACCUUUUCCCCGACUCUAGGUAA